AUGUGGUCAUUGGACUUGGACGAGGUUUAUGGACACAAGUUUAAGUCGAGUCAAGUGAAAGCCUUCGUCCGAACCAUCGACAGUCACCUGGAACCUUCAGAACCUCGGGCACAGAUGGAUGCGCUGGUGGACGAGUUGAUGUUCCCAGACUACAACGAGAAUCCCGGUGAUGGAUAUCAGUAUUUCUAUGAUCACUUCCGAAGGUACAUGGAAACAUCGCGAACGACAGAUCCAGCUGAGUUCCAGAUUGGUUGGUUGGCCCGCAAGAUUGUUGUUCAGGCCUGCCUUAGAGACAUGCGCACUGCUUUGUCACAGCCAGGUCUGUCGACCACGUCGCGCAACUGUCUCAAGGUCACUGCGAUCCAAUUGGAUUCCAUGUGA
This is a messenger RNA of Opisthorchis viverrini, 381 nucleotides long. RefSeq lists its product as hypothetical. Bases 1 to 381 code for a protein of 126 amino acids. The transcript is spliced from 5 exons. Lineage: Eukaryota; Metazoa; Platyhelminthes; Trematoda; Opisthorchiida; Opisthorchiidae. The record is from RefSeq and is a predicted model, not a curated record.